AUGCCGUGGCACGCCGCGGUAUAUAACGGCGCGGGGCGAAAAAGAAAGGAACGAGCCCGCCCCAGCAAGCCACGCCCGCAGCCCCCCACGCCUCUCCCGAUGCUGCCCCCUUCCACACGCCCCUCCUCCGACCCACGUGACCCGCGCGACCCACGUGACGCACACGACCUCUCACGUGACCUCCGCGACCUCGGCAACCGCCCACGGCUCGACUCGGUGGCCAGUUUUCUGGCCCUGGCGCUGCCCGCGGACGCGAGUGCGAGUGCGAAUGCGAGUGCGAGCGCCUCUGCCAACGCGAAUUCUGGUUCCGGGCCGGCCCCCGUGCUGGGUCCACCGCCGGCACGUGGCCUGUCCAUCAUCGACCCCCUGUGGUCUUCCAUCCCGGACGGCGUCGCCGGCCCCGCCGUUACCGGCGCAAGCACAAGCGCCAACGUCAACGCGCCCCGCCCUGCUCUGCGCCUGUCCAAGUCAUACUCCAACCCGGGGCUGGCCCCCGCGCCGACUCAGGACACUGGUCCGGAACUGGACUCACUAUUCCAAUACUUUAACCCCGCCGGUUCCGGCUCGGCGCUGGGGUCCAUCUCGGGCCCUGGUGCCGGUGCCGGCCCCUCUGUCUCGGCGUUCGGGUUCCUCGAUUCCCGCCACAAUUCGUUGAAGCUCCAGUCGGUCGAUGACCUCGAUCUGCAACAGCAGCUGCUGUCGAACAAGAAACGUGACUCCGUCAACUAUUACCUCAACUUACGUAACAACUCCAUAUUCAGCGACAUCACGCUGCCCAAUACGUCACCGGGAAUGUCCCUGUACAACAAGUCUGCCCGUUCCAAUGCCAAUUCGCAUACGGCUGCGACUGCGACUGCGACUGCGACUGCGACUGCGACUGCGGCUGCGGCUGCGACUGCUUCUCCACACCCUGCUGGGCCCUCUGGCGCCGCUGGUCCCUCUGCUUCUGCCGUUCCUGUCCCGGUUGCCGCUUCCGCCUCCGCCUCCGUUCCAGCUUCCGCUUCCGCCUCCGUUCCCGUUCCCGUCUCCGUUCCCGUCCCCGUCCCCGCCUCCGCUUCCGCCUCCACAUCCCACGAGGACCCUAGAAAACUCGUGGGCAACACCAAGAUCGACCAGUUGAUGCUGAUGAUCCAGGCCCGCAAGAAUGGCAUUACCGAAAAGGUGCAGACAGAUCUCAACGGGGAUUUACUGUUUUCCCAAAACACUUCUAUAAUCCCUCCGCCUACCCAACUUGUCGGGGGUAUCGAUAAGCCCCAUACAGCAGCCUCCGCAGCAGCCUCCGCCGCUGCCUCCGCCCCCUCCGCCUCCUCUGCUCAUACGUCAUCGUCCUCCCAAUCGUCUUCCACGGCUCAAGAUCAGGACUCCAAGAAUUUCUUGCUACUCUCUCCAACAUCCCAGGAGAAUUCUCCCAGACAAUCCAUCAAACAAGAAACGACAGCAGCCAACACCAUCACGUCACCCAUGGGCUCGCCCCUGCUCUCCACUUCGCCACAGACUCCCGUCAAUAACGAUCUUUCCCCAACAAGAUCAAGGACCAAGAAAAAGACUCACCAAUGUCCGUAUUGCCACCGUUUCUUUUCCCAGUCCACCCAUUUGGAAGUCCAUAUCCGAUCCCAUAUCGGGUACAAGCCAUACCAGUGUAAUUUCUGUGGCAAGAAAUUUACCCAAGGCGGUAAUUUGAAGACUCACCAGAGAUUGCAUACAGGGGAGAAACCGUACUCGUGCAAGAUCUGCAACAAGCGGUUUUCCAGAAAGGGCAAUCUCACGGCCCAUGUGCUGACCCACAAGAAAUUGAAGCCGUAUUUCUGUAAAUUGGAUAAUUGUAACAAGACGUUUACCCAAUUGGGGAACAUGAAGGCUCAUCAGAACAAAUUCCAUUACAACACGUUAAUAGAGCUGACAAACAAAUUGGCCAAUAUGAAUCCCAAUGAUAAUAUUCCACAAGAGGAAAAACUGAUUCUAGAUUAUUUCGCCUCGUUAUACAAGAAUUCCAACAAGGGAAUUAAAGGUAGAGGGAAGAAUAUACACUAUCACCCACUAACAGAUGAACAAUUGCAAAUGUUGAGACCAAACAAGAUGCAAAAGCAAAAUGUGGGUGGUCCGCCUAAUCUAAUAAAGCAAGAAGUAUAUGCGCAGAUGCAGCCGCAGUCGCAGCCGCAGUCGCACUUGCAACAGCAACCACAACAGCAAUCGCAACCACAACCACAACCACAACCACAACAGCAAGUCACGAAAAAUCAAUUCCCAAACUCAUUUCUACAGUACAACAACACAGCACCUCUGCAACCAAUGUUUCCAAAUUCAUAUACCACCAUAAAUACCCCUCCUUCUGCAUUCAAUAAUUUACGUACUUUAUCCCAACAGAAAUUACAAAAUAUUCCAAACUCAAGUUCAACCGUCAAUGCAACCGCAAAUGCAAAUGCUACUCAUAAUAACCAAAUUCAUUUCAAAAAUAUAGAUUAUAGGAAGUAA
Molecule: messenger RNA, 2472 nt
Organism: Henningerozyma blattae CBS 6284
Lineage: Eukaryota; Fungi; Ascomycota; Saccharomycetes; Saccharomycetales; Saccharomycetaceae
Gene: AZF1
Product: Azf1p
Exons: 1
Coding region: 1-2472 (823 amino acids)
Cellular component (GO): nucleus
Source: RefSeq, a predicted model, not a curated record